AUGUCCUUUUUAUCGCAGUCUGUUGCUGGACUAGCUGCAGAUGGCAGGCAAAUUGUUGCAAGAGCAAAAUCUGAAGCAACUAAUUAUGAAAGUGUGUAUGGUGAGCCAAUUCCUGUACAAGAACUUGCGCAACGUGUGGCUAGUUACGUGCACUUGUGCACACUCUAUUGGUGGCUCAGGCCUUUCGGAUGUGGGGUGAUUUUGGGUGGAUACGAUAGAGAUGGGCCUCAGUUGUACAUGGUUGAACCAUCUGGGAUUUCCUACAGGUACUUUGGUGCUGCCAUUGGGAAGGGAAGGCAGGCUGCUAAAACAGAGAUUGAAAAAUUAAAUCUUUCUGAGAUGACUUGCCGACAAGGGGUUAUUGAGGUGGCAAAAAUUAUUUAUGGUGUGCAUGAUGAGGCGAAGGACAAGGCAUUUGAACUGGAAAUGAGUUGGGUUUGUGACGAGUCCAACCGUCAGCAUCAAAAGGUCCCAGAUGAUCUAUUAGAGGAAGCUAAGACAGCCGCUAAAGCUGCACUUGAAGAAAUGGAUGCAGAUUAA
Messenger RNA from Striga hermonthica, 540 nucleotides. The record is from the annotation of a GenBank genome assembly. NCBI's taxonomy places the organism in Eukaryota, Viridiplantae, Streptophyta, Magnoliopsida, Lamiales, Orobanchaceae.